Molecule: messenger RNA, 972 nt
Organism: Ambispora gerdemannii
Lineage: Eukaryota; Fungi; Glomeromycota; Glomeromycetes; Archaeosporales; Ambisporaceae
Source: the annotation of a GenBank genome assembly
AUGGCAGAUGUUGAACAACAACUCGAACAACUUGUACUAAACUUUGAAUUAGAAUUAUCAUCACUCGAAGACAACCAAGAUGUUGGUUGUCACAUAGUAAAUUGGAUUGCUCACAAUCAAUAUGACGCCACAAAUAUAUUUACACAUUUAUCCAAUAUAAAAAAUAAAACCAGAAUUCACACUUAUUUAAUCGGGAUUUUUUGUGAAUUUGGAAUCGGAACAUCUUCUCACUCAACCUUAGCUCUUAGUUAUUAUUAUGAAGCGGCUCAAAUGGGAUACGAACCGGCCUAUUAUUCGACUGCAAAAUUGUUUGGCUAUCAAGAUGAAUUACACUCAAAAACAAAUGCUGAACAAGUUAUUUUUUGGUAUAAAAAAGCUGCGGAUGUUGGGAGUAUGGACGGGUUAUUACAAAUGGGAGCAAUUUAUCUUGAAGGUUAUAAAGUAGAAAAAGAUGAGAUUAAAGGAUUCUCAUACAUUCAAAACGCUUUGAAUCGAGGUUCAACAAAGGCCUUCCUCCCAAUCUCAAACUUAUAUAGAUACGGUAUUGGCACAGCCGUAGAUUUAUACUUGGCUGUUUAUUAUUUAAUCCGAUCAGCAAUAGAAGGAGGAAAUACUCGGGGUGUUGAAUUCAAAAUCUUCAUUCUACUUUAUGAGACAAAUUUUGAUAGAGCUCAGGGACAAUGUAUUUUCAAAUAUUUGGAAGAAUUUAGUUUUAAAAAUAACAGUUUCGCGCAGUUAUUUCUUGGAAAUUUAUAUCGAAAUGGUCUUUUAGUGAAACAAAACUUUCAAAAAGCGUACUUUUGGUAUCGUAAAUCGGCCUAUGGCGGUAAUGGUGAAGCUCGUACUAAAGUUAUUAAAUUUUUGGUCUCCGGUACCGGAACUAUGAAAGAUAUGCAUCUAGCAAUUAAAUUGUUUGCUAGGACAAAUUGUCCUACGUUAAAAAUGCAAAAAAUUUUUUCUAAUCAUAUUUAG